AUGCCUGAUAUCAAUAAUUAUGCACCUGUUUUACCCCAGUCGUCUGCAAUGCCGAGUUCACAACACGAUCCUCCAGCAGAGGUCGGUAAUCCACCGACCACCCAGCCCAUCCAUGUGCCGGCAAGUGAUCGUUCAGCUCAGCGCUCGAUCCAAAUGUUCGUACCCACCCAUCGACCACGCACACCUCCUCCCUUCAUUUGUCCCAAGUGGGAUCACCCUGGAAAAGACCUUCGCCAUGCCCUGCACACUCAUAUCGACACAGAAGAUCCGCUCGUGAUUAUGGCUCAGAGUAUCCCCCAAGCAGCCGAAGUCCUUUGGCACACUCUCCUUCACCUCGGCCACCUCAAAUUCACCCUGCCUCCCAAUGAAGCUAUUGAUCAUCAUGCUCAUCCAGAACCUCCCCUUCCUGAUGGCACAACAGUAGAUUCGUGGUGGAAUCCAGCUGGUUUCACUCGUGCAGAGAUACAUAUUCACAACCAAUCAGCGAUGGGAAACAGCCUGCUGAAGGGGACCUUGACCCUCAUUCUGGAAUGGCUCCUUGAUCCUACUCAUCCUGACAGCUGCUACAGUUUGCUUCCCAGUGGAUCGCUAUACCUAUACCCCCGCAUGCCAGUUUACAAUCUCACAGUGGACCAGUCUGCAUUCUGGUGGGCACAGGGCUUCUUCCUCGCCCUGUGGAUCCUCUCGACUCAACAAGCACCCCUGCCCCUGUUCGCACCCAUUAUACAUGCUCUCCUUGCCGAAAAUAUUGAACAGUGUCAUUACCAGCUAGACCAAUGGCCUGCCGCAGCCAUCAACGACAUCGAUCCCUGCCUAGCAGAGUUUCUCCGACCUUGGUUAGACCUGCAGAAAACACAACCCGUCUCCACCCAUGCCAGUAAACUUGAUCGACUUCGUGAGCCUGUGCCAGUGUUUCUCAUGGAACAUUGCGCAGGCAUUGUCUCUCCUAGUGAGGUUGGUCUGGGACCCACCCAAGAUCCUGACCUUCACGACAACCAGGACCGAGCCAUCUGUUCCUUCCACAUAAUUUCACCAAUCCUUCGGCUCACGUUUCGAUGGGUUAUCUUCCAGAGUAACGCUCUCGUCCCUCAUCCAACGCAUGGCCAAAGUGGCGCACAACCAUAUCUCAACUAUGACAACAGUCAGAUUGUUUCCACUGAACAGGGCAAAUUGCAGAUCGGUGGUGACGAGCUUCUCGCAGACCUUGUCCUCACUUGUUUCCAGCUCGCACUAGAGAUGUACCUCCGCAAGGACGUGUUCAAAUUCGUGCUGCUCGAUCCCAACAGUGACAUUAAAAAACCGUCAGGCUCUAAGCUCCUGUACAACUUCGUGCAUGCCUGUUGGUCAAGCGCUGAUAUCGGGUUCGAUGGCUGUCUGGUUCAGUUGUUGGCCACAGGCCGAUGGGAGGGCCUGACCACAGAUGCAUAUUUCGACAGCAUCUUCGAUGGGAACCUCGCGCGAUAUAAUCGGGCUUAA
Messenger RNA from Desarmillaria tabescens, 1476 nucleotides. RefSeq lists its product as uncharacterized. The record is from RefSeq and is a predicted model, not a curated record. Lineage: Eukaryota; Fungi; Basidiomycota; Agaricomycetes; Agaricales; Physalacriaceae. The transcript is spliced from 8 exons. The coding region runs from base 1 to 1476 and encodes 491 amino acids.